ACUGAAGAUUCCGGAGCUGCUGAGCGCUCGAUUAUUUGGUCGUCAUUAGCGCCGACGCCGGCGCAGGAGCUGCUUUUAUUUCCUCCAUUGUUGGAUCUAGUUUGAGAGCUCGCCAUUUGUUUCGUCUACUCCCGCUCCUCCUCUUAGCCUCGCCGUCGACUCAUCCAUUUCGACGGACAGGACCUUCUUUCUUCUCCUCCAUUGUUGGAUCUUGAUUGAACCAAUGCGAUGAAGAAGAAGAUCCACACAAACAUAUAUUUUGACUAUGGAGGGUACUAUUCAGAAGAGCAUGAGUGGAAUUGCAACAAUUCAGUAUAUGCUAUAAUGUUUAAGACAACAUCUUUGGAGAGAAUAACAUAUCCGGUGUUGGUAGAUAAGAUCUGUAAGAAGAUUGCUAUAGACGGAGCGAGAAGGAAGAUGAAAUUGAGUUACAUGAUAUGUAAAGGAAGGAGAGAGUCUUAUAUUUUAGAUGAUGAGGAUGUUUGUAUAUUCUUAACAUCAUUGGAUAAAGAGGGAUUUAGACCAGUUUUGCAUGUGGAGUUAUGCAAUCUUGAAAGUAAUCAGAUGGUGGAGCUAGUACCAAGAGUAGAGAGAAGAAGUUCAUGCUGUUUGAAUUAUGGGGAAGUGGCUGCCAAUGAUGUAAGGACUGAUGAUGUAAAUAAUCAAGCAAACUUGAGUGCGUUUAGAUGGGGGGAAGGAUCAGAACAAGAGAAAGAGCCUGCUAUAGUUAAUGAACCGAUUAUUGAACAGCUCAUGAUAGAGAAUGGUGUAAAUGAAGAUUAUGAGAAUGAUGUUAGGCAUGAAUAUGUUGAGCUUUCGCGGACUGUACAACCAAGUGAGGAAACAGUUAAAGAAUGGAAAGAUGGUUUGGAAUUGGAAAAAGAUCAAGAAUUUCCUUCUAAGGAGGCAGUAUGGGAUUUGGUUAAUAGAGCUGCAAAGGCCGAGUUGUUUGGUGUGAGAUGUGUGAAGUCGGACCCGGUGCGACUUAUGAUUGAAUGCAGUCAAGCUUCCAUGGGUUGUGAAUGGUGUGAGGAGAGUACUAGAUAUUUUAAACAAAAAGGCACACCACGAUUAGUAGCAAGUGUUUUGCAUGAGGACUUCCGUGGUCAAUUGGAAACACCGGAUCCUAAAACCAUCAUGACUCUUGUUAAAGGAAGACUUGGUUUGGAUUGUUCCUACUCCACCGCCUUGAGAGGGAAAAAACAACAUGUUAGUGAUAUGCGUGGGAACCCUGAAGUUUGCUACACGAUGUUGUAUGCUUAUCUCCACAUGUUGAGAGAGGUAGUACCGGAUGAAGAUGGUUUGGUUUUCAUAAGCGAGAGACAUCAAAGCAUCAUCAAGGGAGUGAUGGAUGUGUUUCCAAACGCAUCACAUGGUCAUUGUAUAUGGCAUUUGUCCCAAAACCUUAGGCCAAAGUUGACUGGGGACAAGGACUUAGGUGUUGAGAAAUUCAAGGAAUGCGCUCAUAUAUAUACUAAGACCGAGUUCAGCAUUCAGUAUGGUGAUUUUAGGAGAAGGUAUCCUAGAGCUGCUGAAUAUCUGGAUAAUUCUAUUGGGGUUGAACAAUGGGCUAGGAGUCAUGCUGAGAGAGACAAGUACAACAUAGAUACUAGCAACUCCGCAGAGUCAAUGAAUGCUGUGUUUAAGGAAGUAAGGAAGUACCAUCUAUUACCGAUGAUUGAUGCGAUAUUGGAGAAGUUUUCCGAAUGGUUCAACAAACAUCGAAAAGAUUCUGCCAAUGCAUCGAACACAACGCAGGUGGUGCCUGUUGGGGAGAAUAUAUUACAUAUCCGAUGUCCUAUAGCUGCGAAGUUGACGGUCACUGAGCUUAACAGCUACCGACGCGAAUAUAGCGUAAUUGGAGUUGAUGGUUUAACAUAUUUGGUGGACUUGGAUAUGAAAUCUUGUACUUGUAGGUGUUUUGAUAUAGACAAGUACCCUUGCAUCCAUGGUAUAGCCGCAGCCAUUAAGCAUUGUCGGAAUGAAUGGAGAACAACGGAAGUAAGCAUAUAUGGUCUUUGUUCGAAAUAUUACUUGAUCGAGACGUGGGCAUUGGCAUAUUACAAAACGAUUUACGUUGUGCCGCAUGAGUCUCAAUGGACUUUCCCAGCUGACUACGAGGAGAAGAUCGCAAAACCGCCGGAUUACAAACCAAAGAAAGGUAGAAAUCAAGAGACCCAGUUUCCAUCCACCGGGGAAAAGCGACGAAAGAGGACCCAAAACAAGGCACGGCCUGGCAUUAACUUGGAGAGUUGGUUGCAGCCCCCUCCCAAUGAUGAGAAUGUGAGAAUGCCAAUCAGUUAUACUCAAAGCUCCGAAUCGGAGCCGAGUGAGGAUAUGAGUUGGGCAAGAGCUGACGGUAAUUGGGGUAUUCCUAGAUAUUGUUUCUGUGGAACCUACGUUAAGCUUGUUGUGUGUACCACUGGCAAUAAUCAAGGAAGAAAGGAAUACAAAUGUCCGAAUUAUGAGGAUGGUGGAGAACACUUCCAGAAGUGGUGGGAUGAUGCGGUUAAUGAGGAGUUUAGUGUUGUGCAUAACAAAUUUGAAACCCAGAAAGAAUCAAUCCAUCACGCUUACCAAAAUCCAAUGUUGGAGUCACUUCGCGAGUCUGUUCGAAUUAUGCGUGCUCAACUCGAUGAUCUUGAGAAGCGUUUGGAGGAGAAAGAAACCCAGAUUAGCAAGCUGAGGGAUUUGCUAGCUAAGUGGUAGUUGGUUGUGGUUGUUGUACUUAAGAAACCGAGUUUGUUGUA
Messenger RNA from Arabidopsis arenosa, 2750 nucleotides. Lineage: Eukaryota; Viridiplantae; Streptophyta; Magnoliopsida; Brassicales; Brassicaceae. The record is from the annotation of a GenBank genome assembly.